This is a messenger RNA of Dovyalis caffra, 303 nucleotides long. The record is from the annotation of a GenBank genome assembly. NCBI's taxonomy places the organism in Eukaryota, Viridiplantae, Streptophyta, Magnoliopsida, Malpighiales, Salicaceae.
AUGACCCCGGUUCCUAUCGUGAAUACCAAAAGGCUCGAUGUUGUAAUGGUUGGGGUAAAUCGGUUAAGGGUCAAUGUGGAAAAAUCGAAGCCCACGGGACCACGAGCUCCUUUUGAAUCCGCUCCAAGUAAGAGUCUCAAGUUUAGUAACACGAAAGGUAAGGCAUCCGCGACUAGGAUGGGGGCUACUUAUGACAAUGAUGGGAGCUACGGUAGGCUAGGUAGCCUAAAUGCCGAGGUUGCUAGCCUUAGUGGCGACGACUGCUCGUGGAUAUGGACGGAUUGGAUGUGGCUCGGAUACUAG